Musca vetustissima is the source of this 1536-nucleotide messenger RNA. Its product is annotated as ATP-dependent RNA helicase ddx54. NCBI's taxonomy places the organism in Eukaryota, Metazoa, Arthropoda, Insecta, Diptera, Muscidae. The coding region runs from base 1 to 1509 and encodes 502 amino acids. The record is from RefSeq and is a predicted model, not a curated record. The transcript has 6 exons.
AUGAGUUUGCUUUUGCUGGCAUUGGCUGCUUUGAUGCCAAAUGUCCACAGUUGGAGUGCAAUACCUGCAGCGGCACACAACAGUAUUAAUAAUGGCCACCAAAGAAAUGAAGUUUCGCCAUAUUUAGAUUUAGUCUUAUGUCCCAUCCGUAACGAACCCUGGUCAUGUGCCCGUCAACAAUCUGGACGCAUUUUGGAUAUCUGGGACAAUGAACUGCAUUCCCAGUGGCAAAAAUUGAAAGUUGAAGCCGAUCAGCAAUUGAAUGCUACGUUGGAGCGACGUGGCUAUAGUGCAUCCGAUUUGGUUAUUAAAGAAAAACCAUCAACCAUUUUGAAGAAAAUUGAAAUUGGUACCAACUAUAUGAAGGAGUACGUAGCAGAUACUUUGGAUGGAUUCCUUGGACGAGAAUAUGAUUAUAUACAAAAUUUCAAAGUUCACAAUGACAUACAAAAUGAUCAGCCGGCCAGUGAUAAUGAUGAGGUGGUGGACGAAAAUGAAAAUGAUGAUGAAACAGAUGAUGAGGACGAAGGAGAUGAUACAGAUAAUGAUAAUGGAGAUGAGGAGGGUGAUGAUGAAGGCGAUGAGGAUGGUGAUGUGAAAAAUACCGCCAUCAUCAAUGAUAACGCUUCCAAUGGCAAUGAAUUCAUUGAAAUCGAAUCUCAAAGCGAUGGUGAACACACGGGAACUGGUGAUGUGAAAGACGCCAAUGACCGCAGAAGAAAAAAGAAAAAUCAGAAUAAGAAAAAAGGCAGUCAACAUGAUAUUCCAGCGCAGGCUGCUAAUCUCUUGAUUGUACAACCGUUAGAACAUCACCUGGAGGAGGCCGAACAUCAUGUUGAGGAAGUUGUCCAUAAGGUGAAACCGGGUAAACGAAAAAUUAAACCGAUUAAAGAGAAAAGACGUAAACGCAAGAAGAAGGGCCAAGCAUUGGGUGAUGACACCACAACAAUAGUUGUUGAACAAGAACCGGCCUCGGACCUUGGACUUGGAUUGUUGGAUGCACUCAGCGAUGUUGAUAUUCUGCAGGGAGGCGGAAAACGCAAAAAACGUCCACUGAAAUAUGGUAGAAGUAUUGGAGUAACUCGUGGCAAAAAGAAGAAGAAGAAGAAGGCUAUACAAAAAUUUAUUCUGCUUGGUUCAUUCCUUAAGGCCAAAAUUGAGCUGCUAUUAAAAAUUUUGGGAGCUCAUUUACAAAUUAAAUUCUUUGCCAUAGCUCUCAUUGGUUUGCUGAUAAAUAUUGCCCGAUUUUGGAUCGAUGUUAAACGUGGCGGAGUGCCACAAAAGGUUGUCUAUGUUGAACAUGCUCAUCAUCAGCAUCACUAUGAGGAUCAUGGCGAGGACUGGAGUGAAUCUGGUGGUGGUGGUUACUGGAAGAGAUCGCUGCAAACGGACACACCACUCGAUGAAUAUGAUUCGUCAACGGAUAGCUAUCAGCCGCGACCGGUGGAACCGCAGCAGGCCUAUGAUGCCCAAUACAUGGCCUAUCGCAAUCAGUGGCAGCGGAAAUGAACUGAGGAGCCGUAGAUUUUUUUAUUA